CUGGGAGGAAGUUUGUUUGAGUAUAAGGAUUAGUGGCGGAACACAUACUAUGACAUGGGAUCGUGCACGAGACGACACUUCCUGUUGUCAAUAUGCAUCCUGCAAUUGCUAUUCAUCAUCGAGCGUCAGGUGUUCGACUUUCUCGGCUACAUGUGGGCACCGAUCCUGGUGAACUUCUUCCAGAUCCUGUUUGUGAUAUUCGGUUUCUUCGGUGCCUAUCAGUAUCGGCCCCGGUACCUCGUAGCGUAUACAGUGUGGAGUCUGCUGUGGUUAGGAUGGAACAUCUUCCUAAUAUGCUUUUACCUGAACAUAGGAAUUUUAGAUAGGGAUAGUGAUUUAUUGAAUUUGGGAACGGGCAGCGUGUCCUGGUUCGAGGAGAAUGGCUACGGUUGCCGACCAACCUACCCCACCAACGUCACAUCGGAGGAUCCAUAUCGGCCCGUCCGGCCAGAAAAGGUCGACGGUUGUCUGCUCGAGUACCACAUCGUCGAGGUGGUACAUGCGGGCAUCCAUUGCGCACUAGCGGUUUUCGGAAUAUUUGGAGCAAUCUGCCUGGGUCAAACGUUUCUCGACGAGGAUGACAGCUUCGAUUUUAUGGGUGGCGAUGCGAAGAGUCCGCAGCACACGGCCGUGCAUCCAAUGUACGUAAGCUACAGUAGUUUACCAACCACCAACAGUGCCAACUCGACCCAGCUAAAGCAGGCGGCCAGCAGUGCAAAGCUGCUGCUGCUAACCGCUACUAGCAAUGGUGGUAGUGGCAUAGAAGGCAGUGGUGAAGGAGGCGAGGAAGGAGAUGGUACUGCUGGCGGUGGUGUUGGGUUUGAUUCACGUGCGAAUCACACCAAAGAUCAGAGCAAACAUCCAUCAUCAUCACUGCCGAAUCACCACCCGAUGGCGAAUAAUAAUAAUCCUCCAUCUACCGGGGCACUAAUGCGCAGUAACACCGGCAAUAGUGGCAGCUUUGGUGAUGUGCUGAAGGCAAAGCUCAGUGGGCAGCAGCACGGUGGUCCGCCCAGUAACAGCAAUCACUCACCCUCGAAUACUAACACACUCCUGUCAUCCUCAUCCUCACCGUCAUCCACGUUCACGAACAUCCACAGCAGUCCACAGAGUCUGCACAAUGCUCACAACAGCAGCAGCAGCAACAACAACUACCACAACCAACACCACAAUCACCACAAUGUUCACCAUCAUCAGAACAGCACGGCUAGUCAGCAGGGUAUGGGAGCGAAUGCCACAAACCUGUUGACCAAGCUGAGCAGCAAUAAUAGCAUCAACAGUGGAGGAUCGCGUGUGAUCCUGCUGCAGCAUCAAGAUAGUUCCGAAUCGUCACCACCACCGACAGUACCGGCCCGUGGUUUGAGCAGAAACUCCAGCUUCAGCAAGGCAACUUCCUCCGGUGGAAGGGAUCAUGCCGCGAUCCUGAAUAAUAAUCCACUAAGGAAGAAUAGUAGCAGUGUGAGCAUACUAAGGUAUGGAGACGGUGGCGUGCAGGGUCGUCGAACACCGGAUCCCGAGGAUGACACGUUCUUCAUUCCGAGAAGUGCCUCUUCCUAUCAGGCACGUGCAGGGAACUUCGGUAUCAGCAAUCCCUUCAAUAAUGUUGUACUAGGACGGCCAGGUUAUCGUGGAGCAACGGCCGGCACCACUGAUGGUGGUACGCCUGGUGAAGAUGAUGGCCGUCGCUUACUGCUUCUGAGCGGAUCCGCACAACAGUUGGGUAGCUCAACGCCCCAAAAGCGUAACUCACUGGUCGGGGUGGUGGUCCCGAGUGGUGGUAGUGGACCCGCCACACCCGGUUCGUGGAAUGGGCGAGGAUCUCCAGUGCCGCAAGUACCUCCACUACCUCAGCAUUACCAGCGCAAGGGUUCCGAUGCGGGAUCAUCGACCGGCAAUGCUUACCUAACGCGAUCUCCCAACCUGAACCGUAUCGCCCGCCGUCACAAUGGCAGCGGCCCAGGAGGGAGCAAUGCAUUGAACAAUAACGGGCAUGGGGGUGCGGCUUUUCCUGACCGUGGCCCUGGUAGUCGUAGCGGAAGCAGUGGACGUCUGCCAAGCACCGCCAAUCAGUGUGAUCAAAUUCGCGAGUAUGGAGGACCUGUGGUGGGAAAAUCUCUUGGGUACUGUGCGGCCGCAGUACCAUCGUCUCCACCGGAGAAUAACAACUAUCCGGCGAUACCGGGAGGAUUUCAGCGCAACAACAAUGCACCCUCGGGCAUUCCGGUGAUGGUGAUGCAUCGGGCCAAAUCGCAGGAUCGUUUAGCGUAUCGAAGUCGCCGUCCGGGACGAACGUUCGGGGCGAAUGGUGGUGGCUCGGGUCACCAUCAUCAUCACCACCAGCAGCAACAGCGACCCCGAUCGUUCUGUAGCAACAACGGUGCCUAUCCGGAUUACGUGAUAUUGGAGCAUCCAGGGAACUAA
Anopheles maculipalpis is the source of this 2421-nucleotide messenger RNA. Its product is annotated as hornerin-like. The record is from RefSeq and is a predicted model, not a curated record. The transcript has 6 exons. NCBI's taxonomy places the organism in Eukaryota, Metazoa, Arthropoda, Insecta, Diptera, Culicidae. Gene Ontology annotation, biological process: regulation of sodium ion transport. The coding region runs from base 55 to 2421 and encodes 788 amino acids.